This is a messenger RNA of Hypomesus transpacificus, 2934 nucleotides long. It is a transcript of the gene frs3, whose product is annotated as fibroblast growth factor receptor substrate 3. Gene Ontology annotation, biological process: cell surface receptor protein tyrosine kinase signaling pathway. Bases 436 to 2283 code for a protein of 615 amino acids. Gene Ontology annotation, cellular component: cytoplasm. The transcript has 7 exons. The record is from RefSeq and is a predicted model, not a curated record. Lineage: Eukaryota; Metazoa; Chordata; Actinopteri; Osmeriformes; Osmeridae.
ACUCUCACCCUGACGGUUGGGAAAUGUCAAAGAGAGGCCCGUGCUGCAGUAGGGGGGCGGACAAAAAAAAACAGUUUAUGGCUUUAUUUGAACACAAUUAGUCUAAUUUUCCGUUCUUCUUAAACAAGUGCCAUAACCCAUGGACUAUUAUCAAAAACCGACCCGUGGGCUAUCUGAUCCCUCCAGCACCACCGACAAUUAAUUUGCAGCCUUCACUAUUCUCGGUAGUUUCGUAUCACAAUCCUUGUCAGACAUGAGAGAGAAAAUAAUGCUCCUCCUGAAAAUUAUAAUGCAACCAUCCAGCUCUCCUUUCACCAUGACACCCAGCAGAAGAUUUAGGGAUUUAUGCUUGGAUCCCUACCACUGAUGGCCUGGACUGGGUAAAAACAUUGUGUGUGUAAUGAGUCAAAAUGUUUCAGCUGGCCUGCUGAAGUUAUGGGGAGCUGUUGGAGCUGCCUAUACAGAGACCGCAUCAGAGACAACCAUCUCACCAAAUUUAAGGUAACUAAUGUUGAUGAUGAAGGCAAUGAACUGGGCUCUGGGACCAUGGAGCUCACCCAGACAGAGCUCAUUCUGCACACACGCAAGAGGGAUGCCAUUCGGUGGCCCUACCUCUGUCUGCGCCGCUACGGCUAUGACUCCAACCUCUUUUCUUUUGAGAGUGGAAGGCGUUGCCAAACUGGACAGGGAAUAUUUGCUUUUAAGUGUUCCCGGGCAGAGGAGAUCUUCAACCUGCUCCAGGAGCUAAUGCAGUGCAAUAGCAUCAAUGUGGUGGAAGAGCCUAUGAUGAUGAGUCGCAGUGGCCACACUCCAGAAAUGGACAUUCCCCGCACACCUCAAACCCCCAACACUCCAGCAUUCCCUGUCCAGGGUUUCCCUAAUGGUUACCCUGGAUACCCUAUCCGAGCUGACUCUUCCCAGCCUUCUCUGGCUGACGAUCAUGGCCACAGCCUCAUGGGCCUUGAGGACCAGGCACACACCUACGUGAACACUGUUAGUGUGGAUGGGGACCUCUCCAGUCGACACUGUGUGCACUCCCUACCAGAGGUGCGGCCUAGCUCUUUUCCUGAGCCGGCACGCAGCUCCAUGACUGUGGGGGGGCAAGGAGGUGGCCAGUCCAGCAUGCACUGCUGUCCGUUGGAGGAACGCAAAGAUCCCCAGGUAUUCUUACAGCCUUCCUCACAGGAGGUCAAAUUCAUGUUGGGACCUACUCCAGCCCAACGUCAUCUACUGGAAAGAGAGCGAGAAAGGGAAAGACAUGGGCAUAAUCCCCAUGUUCUGCGGCCAGUAGAGGGUGCAACAGGCUCAGAAACAGAGGGUGACGAGCCUCCUCUGCACAUGUGCAACUCUUAUCAUCACUACCAACACCUCAUGCACCGGCAUCCAAGCCAUGAGCAUCAGGAGGGCUGUCAGGGUAGCCAACUUACCUACGAGAACAUUAACGGCCUGAGUAGGAGUCGCAGGCUGAGACUCAGUCCCAGCAGUGUAUCCCAGUCUGUGGGCUCCAGUAGCAGCAGCAGCACCACUGGAGACAGUCACUCCCACCCCAUGUCCCACCCACACCUCCAUGGCCCCUCAUCAUUGCCUCCGCAGGGCUACCCCUGUGAGCGGGGUAUGGGUGGAGGUCACCGGCGGACAGCUCUGCUCAACUAUGAGAACCUACCCUCCCUGCCCCCAGUGUGGGAAUAUCGUGCUCUGCAGAGGGACGAGGAGCAGGAUGAGGAAGAUGACGAGCAGGAUGAGGAGUAUGAGGAGGAGGAGGAGGACUUUGAUGAGUAUGAGUUUUCAGAAGGUCCCAGCACACCCAAUGGUUACCAUCAGGAUGGCGGGGGGAUCCACCGGGAUGCCCUGCAGAACUACGUCAACACAGAGCAGGUUCAACCACCCCGGCUCCGACACGCCUGCCCCCCACACCCCCAGCCAUGCCAGUCAGACAGAGGAGGGCGAAUAUUCAGCUUUGAUUUUCGCAGAAGAUCUGGGGUAGGGGUGGGAGGGUGCGAGCACGGCCAUAUGCCUCCCUCGGGGCAGCUUAACUACAUCCAGGUGGACUUGGAGGGAGAGCCACCAUGUCAGCCUCAUGGUGUUGGGGGUACCCAACCCCAGCCACAGCACCAGCGCCUACCACCCCUUAAAUGUGGUCCCCAGGCACCCCGACGAAGUGAUUUCUACGCAGUCAUCGACCUGAAGAAAACAGCAGCCAUGUCUAACCUGCAGAAAGCUCUUCCCAGGGACGAUGGGACCUCAAGAAAGACUCGCCACAACAGCACAGACCUGCCUCUGUAAAGGAGGUUGGAGGAAAGGAAAAGAUGAAAGCAAGGAGCAAAUACAGCAAAGAUGAAUGAAGGGAUAGAGGUGAGGUGGGUGGACAGCUUAAGUGGACAAGUUUAGCACACUGGACCCCUCACUGUCAACCACCCAUUCGACUGUCUGGCUGGCUUAUCUACAGUACAGGUACCUAAUUAGAAACUUUCUGAAAACUGUCUGUGCAUAUACCAGUAAUUGAGGAAGCUGUUUGGGGCAUUGCCCUGUUAUUGUCUGUUAUUUGGAUGUAGUGUAAGGCUGUUUAGUUUAACGGCACCCCCUCUGAUUGGCCAGAUUUAUGGUUGUGCUUUAACCUUUGCAUUAAUUUAGAUUUUGCUGUAUAUCUUUCGCCUUAGCUGUGUAUUGGAGGCCCUUGGACAUAAACCAGAGAAAGAUACAGCUUGGUUAUAUCAGCUACCUUGUAUUUACCCAUAAUGCUUUGUAUGAGAUGAAAAGUCACUGCCCAGGAAAUAACUAGAUUUUCCAUUUUUCAUGGACAUUCUUUAUAUUAUUUUUCUACUAUGUAAUUACCCUCGUUAUUGGCCCUAGAUGAAUAUUCUCUUACAUUUACAUUUAGUCAUUUAGCAGACGCUCUUAUCCAGAGCGACUGACAGUAAGUACAGGGACAUUCCC